This is a messenger RNA of Chaetomium fimeti, 679 nucleotides long. RefSeq lists its product as uncharacterized. The transcript has a single exon. NCBI's taxonomy places the organism in Eukaryota, Fungi, Ascomycota, Sordariomycetes, Sordariales, Chaetomiaceae. The record is from RefSeq and is a predicted model, not a curated record. Bases 233 to 409 code for a protein of 58 amino acids.
CUUUGUCUCAGUUUCGAUAUUAUAGUUGUAUUGACUGGUGGCCUGACCCCAUGGAAUAUCUGCUUCUCGUCACAGAAGGGGUGUAGCGAUGUGAGAAUGAAUACCCGGCGUCAAUAACAAAGAGGGUUCGGCGAACACUAGAAUCCUGAUAAGUUCUGGUUCUCAAGAUGCAAAUCAGAAUACCGACCUACCUAAGGAAAGCGGUGACGGGCACUUCUGGCAAACAUGAGAGAUGAUGGAUGUGGGGAUGGAUCGAUUAUCCUCAACAUUAUCACAAUGGAACACAGUCGUGGAACCCGGAAGCAGCAUGGUUAUAAACAAUGCAUUUAAUCUUUUUUCUUUUCUAUUUUAUGCUGCGAGCUUGAUUUUCGAGUAUGUGAAUGCGAUCGUUGUGACCCACCGUGGUUAGUGAGGGACGAGACUUGGGUGAGGUCAAAUCAAGGUCCAGGUCAUACCACACCAGGUUAGCAUACUCAAAUACUCAAUCAUGCAGUCCUUCUGUGAGUGGAGUAUCGGCGGCGCACCAGGAACCUGGUCGUCAGCUGGAUCUGAAUCUACAGGAUGAGGAUUGUGCGGUUAGUCCGGGAGAUCUCAUCAGCGGAACAAAACCAAAAGGGGUAGGAGGCGAGUUGUUAGAUGCCAACGGUGACCCUUACCUUUCUUAACGGCAAAAGCCCUC